CGGGAAAUUUGUACAAAAUUGGAUCUUGCUCGGUACGGACAGAGAGAUUCAGGCAAGUCUCGCCGAUGUUGCCUCUGAUCACGGGGAGAAGAGAGAGGAGAUCAAUGGCGGGAGGAUCACAGAGAAGGAAACUACUUUUCAGUCUGUUUCUUGCUCUGGUGUUCGGUAUCGCUGUCUAUUUCAGGCUUUGGACAAUCGAUUACACUCUGUCUUCUCAUGACACUGAACGCUUAAGAAAACAGUUUGAUUUAGCCAAUAGAGAAGCAAUGGACGAAUCUGCAGAGUGGCGAAAGAUGUACGAUGAGGAAGCCGAAAAAGCGUCGAGGUGUAACAAUGAACUAGAACAGAUUAAGGAGUCUAUUGGGAGCGGAAACAUCUCUAAAUCUAACCAACAUUUUCAGACACUGCAGAAGGAAAACAUGGCAUUGCUCGAAGAGGUGAAGACAUUGAAACAAGAGCUUGAAGCUUCACGGUUGAAAUGCCGCCCUUCAUGAAUGCUGAACCUGGUUUAAUGCUGUUUCCAGAUCAGAGACUAGCUUCUUGAUCGUAGUUUCUGAAAGUGGUUACUAGAAGUCAGUCGCCUUUGUAUCAUUACUAGAACUCCGGAUUAGUUUUUGUGUUACGACCCGAUUCUUUUUAUGUUCAGUUUU
Molecule: messenger RNA, 650 nt
Organism: Tarenaya hassleriana
Lineage: Eukaryota; Viridiplantae; Streptophyta; Magnoliopsida; Brassicales; Cleomaceae
Exons: 4
Coding region: 66-494 (142 amino acids)
Source: RefSeq, a predicted model, not a curated record